Molecule: messenger RNA, 2661 nt
Organism: Conger conger (European conger)
Lineage: Eukaryota; Metazoa; Chordata; Actinopteri; Anguilliformes; Congridae
Product: glial fibrillary acidic protein-like
Exons: 10
Coding region: 1-1299 (432 amino acids)
Biological process (GO): intermediate filament organization; regulation of chaperone-mediated autophagy
Cellular component (GO): cell projection; intermediate filament; cytoplasm
Molecular function (GO): structural constituent of cytoskeleton
Source: RefSeq, a predicted model, not a curated record
AUGGAGGCACAAAGAACGCAGUCGUCCUACAGGAAGCGUUUCGGGGCCCAGCCGGGGGCCGGGGGGCGGCCCAGCCUCUCCUCGGUGCGCUACUCGGUCCACCGCGGGCCGACCACGGUGCCCCUAGGCCUGGGCUCGCCCGACCGGCUGGACUUCACGGCCGACUCGGCGCUGAAGACGCAGUACCGCGAGAUGCGCACCAGCGAGAAGCUCCAGAUGGCGGGCCUCAACGACCGCUUCGCCAGCUACAUCGAGAAGGUGCGCUACCUGGAGCAGCAGAACAAGCUGCUGGUGACCGAGCUCAACCAGCUGCGCGGGAAGGAGCCCAGUCGCCUGGGCGACGUCUACCAGGAGGAGCUGCGUCAGCUGCGCCGGCAGGCCGAAGGGCUCAGCGCCGACACGGCUCGCCUGGAGACCGAGAGGGACAACAUGGCCGCCGACCUCGCCACACUCAAGCAGAAGCUGCAGGAUGAGGUCAGCCUUCGCGUGGAGGCAGAGAACAGCCUCAACUCCUUCCGCCAGGACGUGGACGAAGCCGCCAUGAACCGCAUUCAGCUGGAGAAGAAGAUCGACAGCCUGCAGGACGAGAUCAACUUCCUGCGGAGGGUCCACGAGGAAGAGCUGCGUGAUCUGCAGGUGCAAAUGAUGGCCCAGCACGUGCAGGUGGAUCUGGAUGUUUCCAAGCCGGACCUGACGACUGCCCUGAGGGACAUCCGCACUCAGUAUGAGGUCAUGGCCGCCUCCAACAUACAGGAGACAGAAGAGUGGUACCGAUCCAAGUUUAUCGAUCUGACUGACGCGGCCAAUCGUAAUGGGGAAGCCCUUCGACAGGCCAAACAAGAAGCCAAUGACUACCGACGGCAAAUCCAGGCCCUCACCUGCGACCUGGAAGCGCUACGUGGGACGAACGAGUCUCUGGAGCGGCAGCUGCUGGAGACGGAAGACCGCUUCGCCGUGGAGACGGCUAACUACCACGACUGUGUGGCCCGUCUGGAGGUGGAGAUCCAGGGUCUGAAGGAGGAGAUGGCUCGCCAUCUGCAGGAGUAUCAGGACCUGCUCAACGUUAAACUGGCCCUGGACAUCGAGAUCGGCACCUACCGCAAGCUACUGGAGGGAGAGGAGAGCCGAAUCACUGUCCCUGUGCAGAGCUUCUCCAGCCUGCAGUUCAGAGAGACCAGUAUGGACACCAGACUGUCUCCUGAGGCUCAUGUCAAGAGGAGCAUCCUGGUGCGGACGGUGGAGACGCGGGAUGGAGAGAUCAUUAAGGAAUCCACAGCCGAGAGGAAGGAACUGCCCUGACAACCAUAGACGUCACUCUCCCUUAAUACCUAACCGCCUGGACCUGUGCUGAUCCCGCGCCUAUCCAACACCCCCUCCCACACUGCAGUCCUCUCAGCCCCCUGCCCAAAAACAAAGAGGAGAAUGAAACUAACUCUAUAUCAGAAUGUCUGACCACCAAUUUUGCAAAAGAAAUGUUGAUGUUAUAGGUUUUUCUAUGUAAGUUAGAAGUGAAGCAAGCUUUAGUGUGAAGCAGUCAAGCCCCACCCUUAAGGGCCGUGGAUGGGUGGGACUGUUCUGCUUCAGCAGGUGUAGAAUUAAAGACAGAUGAUAGCGAUGCAAAGUUUGUGCUCAGCCUAUCAAGGGAAAGCAGGCUGAAUUUGUAGGGUUUGUGUGUAUGUGAAUAGUCAGGCAGAGACUGUGGAGGCAGGGACUGCAGAGCAGGCAGAUCAGAGAGAAGGAAGACAGUUCAUGUUAGAUGUAACACGGAGCCCAUCUUAGAUAAUGUUCUUUCAACAUGCCAUUCAUUGUAGGUGAAAUGACGGUAACAUAGCGUUCACGGUGCAUGUUGUCACUGUAGAUGUUUCAGUUGUGUCAUUGAGCUCAUUUUAGAUGUUUCUGUAACAUGGAGCUCAUAUUAGACGGUGUGACUAUAAUACAGAGAUUGUUUCAAACAUAAUUACUGUAACAUGGAGAUCAUGUUAGACGGUGUGACUAUAAUAUAGAGAUUGUUUCAAACAUAAUGACUGUAACAUGGAGAUCAUGUUAGAUGUUGUGACUGUAACAUGGAUAUCAUGUUAGAUGUUAUGACUAACAUGGAUAUCAUGCUAGAUGUUUUGACUGUAUCAUUGAGCCCAUUUGAGAUGUUUCUGUAAAAUGCCAUUCAUGCUAGAUGUUUCAGUUGUAUCAUUGAGCUCAUUUUGAUGUUUCUGUAACAUGGAGCCCAUAUUAGAUGUUGUGACUGUAACAUGGAGAUCAAGCUAGAUGUUUGGACUAUAACAUUGUCAGUAGGUACAAAUGUGUUUUAUUAACCUCACUUGGCAGCCAUGGCACCCCACAGUUCCUGCUCCCGAGGAGCUAAAAAGAGUGAGUGACAUCUUUCAUCUCCAUCACACUGAAAUCCUGCCGACACCCUUCUAUCUUCCCUCCAUCACUGUGUCACCAUCUCUCCUCUCUGGGCUCGGUCAGGAUGCCUUAUCUUCACUGCCCUCAUCACCUCAUCAUCUUCCCGUUCUUGCCUCCGGACUCUUGAUAAAUGAUACCUGCACAGAUUAUUGCUUUAACAAAACAAAAAAAUAUUAAUCUAACUUUCUUAACUUUCUUUAAAUGGUGAGACCAAUCAAAUAUAACCAAUUAUCAUCAAUAAAAUGACUUGAGGUUUCA